AUGCACUCCGUCUCCAUCUCCGCCUCGGCCUCCGCCUCGGCGAUCGCCAGCGGAGGCGCCAGAUCCAAGGCGGCGGCGGGGCGCCGGCCCGGCGAGAUCCGGUUCUGCGGGCUCCGGGGAGAUGCUCUCGCGUGCGGCUCGCUGCGGGCCUCACACGCCGCGGCGGCCACCAGGCGCGCGGUGCUGAGGGCGGCUGCGUCGGCGAACGGCGCGGCGGGGAGCGGCGACGGGUUCGAUUACGACCUCGUAAUCAUCGGAGCCGGCGUUGGUGGUCACGGUGCCGCGCUCCACGCCGUGGAGGAGGGGUUGAAAACCGCCAUUAUCGAGGGAGACGUUGUGGGUGGGACCUGUGUGAACAGAGGCUGUGUUCCGUCCAAAGCACUUCUUGCUGUCAGUGGUCGGAUGAGAGAGCUUCAUGAUGAACAUCACAUGAAGUCCCUGGGUCUGCAGGUUUCUUCAACUGGAUAUGACAGACAAGCUGUUGCCGAUCAUGCAAAUAAUCUUGCCUCCAAAAUCCGAAGCAACUUGACUAAUUCAAUGAAGGCUAUGGGAGUGGAUAUAUUAACUGGAUUUGGCAAAAUUGUGGGAAAGCAAAAGGUACGAUAUGGAAAAGUAGGUUUUCCAGAAAAAGAAAUCACUGCAAAGAACAUCAUCAUUGCCACUGGAUCAGUUCCUUUUGUUCCCAAGGGCAUAGAAAUUGACGGCAAGACUGUAUUUACUAGUGAUCAUGCAUUAAAACUUGAAUCAGUUCCGGACUGGAUAGCUAUUGUUGGAAGUGGUUAUAUUGGACUUGAAUUCAGCGAUGUGUACACAGCUCUAGGAAGCGAGGUUACCUUUGUUGAAGCUCUUGACCAGCUGAUGCCUGGUUUUGAUCCUGAAAUCGCAAAAUUGGCUCAGAGAGUCCUUAUCAAUCCAAGGAAAAUUGACUAUCACACUGGUGUUUUUGCAAGCAAGAUUACUCCGGCAAAGGAUGGAAAGCCUGUGUUGAUUGAACUCAUUGAUGCCAAAACGAAGGAACACAAAGAAACCCUUGAGGUGGAUGCAGCCCUUAUAGCCACUGGAAGAGCACCAUUCACCAACGGACUUGGCUUGGAAAAUAUUAAUGUUGUUACACAGCGUGGUUUUAUUCCUGUUGAUGAGCGGAUGCAAGUCACGGAUGCUGAUGGCAAUGUGGUGCCGAAUUUAUUUUGCAUUGGAGAUGCGAAUGGUAAACUCAUGCUUGCCCAUGCUGCCAGUGCACAGGGAAUCUCAGUCGUUGAGCAAAUCUCUGGGAGGGACCACAUUCUAAACCAUUUAAGCAUCCCAGCCGCUUGUUUCACUCAUCCAGAAAUCAGUAUGGUUGGGCUGACAGAGCCACAAGCCAGAGAAAAGGCUGACAACGAAGGAUUUGAGGUAAGUGUUGUUAAGACCAGUUUUAAGGCCAACACAAAAGCUUUGGCAGAAAAUGAAGGCGAUGGAAUUGCUAAGAUGAUCUACAGACCUGACACGGGAGAAAUUCUUGGUGUUCACAUCUUGGGUUUGCACGCUGCUGACCUCAUCCAUGAGGCAUCAAAUGCCAUUGCCCUAGGAACUCGGUUGCAAGAACUUAAGCUUGCUGUCCAUGCACACCCAACAUUAUCCGAAGUGCUCGACGAACUCUUCAAAGCGGCCAAGUUGCAGCCUAAAGACGGGCAGGAGCGUGAGCCAAAUCAUCCACCCCAGCCGCUCUUGAAGGUCCUUAGUUUCAUCACGAGCCUGCUGUCUUCCCCGCAACGAGAUCGGCAACCCUAG
Triticum turgidum subsp. durum (durum wheat) is the source of this 1770-nucleotide messenger RNA. The record is from the annotation of a GenBank genome assembly. Lineage: Eukaryota; Viridiplantae; Streptophyta; Magnoliopsida; Poales; Poaceae.